Messenger RNA from Papilio polytes (common Mormon), 1480 nucleotides. RefSeq names its product aminoacylase-1-like. The record is from RefSeq and is a predicted model, not a curated record. Gene Ontology annotation, cellular component: cytoplasm. Gene Ontology annotation, biological process: amino acid metabolic process. Bases 114 to 1403 code for a protein of 429 amino acids. Lineage: Eukaryota; Metazoa; Arthropoda; Insecta; Lepidoptera; Papilionidae. Gene Ontology annotation, molecular function: aminoacylase activity. The transcript has 9 exons.
UCCACGUGGAUAAAGUCGCGAGUAAUAGUGACUAUAUUUGCCUGAUUAUACAACAGUUUUACUGCGAACUAAUUAAUUUACAUAUCUGUGGCGACAUUACAACAUUCAGUAUAAUGCCGGGUCUCAAGCAGUAUUCAAGAAUGAUUUCAUUAUAUCUGCUCAUACUUUUUAACCUAACAUUUUCAAAUCCAAUACCCAAGGAAUAUGUGAUACAGAAAUUAAUGAAUGAUUCUACGGUGAAAUUAUUGCAAGAAUAUAUAAGAAUAGAUACAAGCCGUGAAGAAAAUGUUGAAUCAGCUGUUUUGUUUUGGAAACGGCAGGCAGACGCUUUAAAUCUGCCAUUUGCAGUACACCGACCAGCAAAAAAGCCGAUCUGUGUUAUAACAUGGACAGGCUGCAAUCCUAAACUACCGAGUAUUAUAUUAAAUUCACAUACAGAUGUCGUAACAGUCGCAAAGCAAGAAUGGACACAUGAACCGUUUUCAGGAUAUAUCGACGAGAACGGAGAUCUAUACGGCCGUGGGGCUCAGGACACCAAAGCACUUAGCAUCACCUAUAUAGAGGCCAUCAGGACUCUCAUAGAAGAAGGCGUUAAAUUACAGCGAACUAUUCACGUGCUUCUGAUGCCAGAUGAAGAAACUGGCGGUUUUAAUGGUAUGAUACCCUUUGUUGAAACUGAAGAAUUUCGUGCCUUAAACCCUGGAUUCUUUUUCGACGAAGGUUUAUCGUCUCCUGACGGCAAACUGUACGCUACAUAUCAAGAUAAAAGACCUUGGCAGCUUAAUGUAACACUUCACGGAAAAAGUGGCCAUGGAUCUACAAUUACAGAAGAUAGUGCUAUGGAAAAGUUGCAACGGUUAUUGGAUAUUACAAGAGAAUUCAGGAGACAACAGAAAAAAAUUAUGAGUUCCAAGGAGCCAACUGAUUACGGGUCUUACUCAACCCUUAAUGUUAAUAUAAUUAAUGGCGGCGUUGCUACGAACAUAAUACCCAGUAAUGUUAAUUUGGUAAUCGACAUGAGGCUCGCGACAUCUGCUCAAGUUAGUGACGUCAAUGCUAUGAUACAGUCUUGGAUUGAGCAGGUAGGCAAUGAUACUGAAGUCUCGUUCAUACGGAAAAUAGAAGUGUCGGAACGCACUAUCCUGGAUGGAUCUAAUCCGUACUGGGUAGCUUUAGUUAGCGCUCUCAGAGAUAUGGAUCUACAGAUAGAGCCGAUCGUGUGUCCUGCCACGUCCGACAUGGUUGUAGUGAGGAAUAAAGGAUUCCCUGCGAUUGGUUUUGCCUACAGACCUUAUACCGUGCCGCGAAUACACGCUGCAGAUGAAUAUAUAAACAUAGCUAUAUUUCAACAAGGAAUACGAGUGUACGCUAACAUACUGAAAAGGGUAGCCAAUUUGACAUAAUCAUGUGUCGUAAUUUAUAAAGCAAAAUGUGUUUUCUUGGUAGAAAACUACAAUAAAACAAUAAUCUAUUUUUAUUU